This is a messenger RNA of Nylanderia fulva, 903 nucleotides long. The record is from RefSeq and is a predicted model, not a curated record. NCBI's taxonomy places the organism in Eukaryota, Metazoa, Arthropoda, Insecta, Hymenoptera, Formicidae.
AUGAUUGUGACGCGGGACGACGGAGUGGUCGGUUCGUGCGUGGAGACAGAGGCGCGGGCGUUCGAGCAGCCGCGUGUGCAAGUGCAGCAGGCGGCCCCCAUUGCGAUACAAGCGGUCAGAUUGGAGCAGCCGCCGGGGUAUUUUUUAACCGCCCCCGAGAUAAACCGUGUCGGCAUGCAAAUGCCAGAAUUUACACCGUCGGAUCCGGUGCUCUGGUUUAACAUCGUCGACCGGAGUUUCCAAGCCGCCGGAAUCACGGUCGACGCGACGAAGUUCGGAUACGCGUUAACAUCUAUCGGGCCGAAUUACACUGCCGAGGUGCGAGAUAUCAUUAUGAAUCCGCCUGCGGAGCACGCGUAUGAAACGCUGAAGACAGAGUUAGUCAAGCGUCUGAGCUUGUCACAGGAGCAUAAGACCCGGAGGCUCCUGGAACACGAGGAGAUUCCGCAUUUGGUGACGCGUACGACGGAUACGAUUGAACAACUGACAGAUAUCGCGGAUGCGAUUGUCGAGGCGACCCGAGCACCGGCCUUUCAAGUGGCCGAGGCAGCAAAAUUCGUGCUACCGCAGACGCAAUGCGCGAGCGAUCCCGGGGCCUUGGAAGCUAGAUUGGAGGUGCGACUGGCCCAGAUGCGGCUGGCCAUGCAACAGGAGAUGGCGGAGCAGCUGACGGCCAUCCGGAAGUCGAUCGAGGCGAUCGGUGACGGUCGAUACCGAGAAGAUGAUCGACGUCGUUCGCGCUCUCGUUCGCGUUCGCGUUCGCGCCCGCGAGCGCGAUCCAGCAGCCAUGGUCUACCGGCCAGCGGCGUAUGCUGGUACCACUGGCAAUUUGGAGCGGAAGCACGACAGUGCAGAGCAUCCUGCUCCAUGCAACAGCAGGGAAACGCAGGAGCCGGUCGUUAG